Rhodamnia argentea is the source of this 1830-nucleotide messenger RNA. RefSeq names its product (+)-alpha-terpineol synthase-like. The record is from RefSeq and is a predicted model, not a curated record. Gene Ontology annotation, biological process: diterpenoid biosynthetic process. The coding region runs from base 4 to 1785 and encodes 593 amino acids. The transcript is spliced from 7 exons. NCBI's taxonomy places the organism in Eukaryota, Viridiplantae, Streptophyta, Magnoliopsida, Myrtales, Myrtaceae. Gene Ontology annotation, molecular function: magnesium ion binding; terpene synthase activity.
ACAAUGGCACUUCCUGCUCUUUUCACGAGCUUCCUUCCCUCCUCAACCCGCCAUAGCCAACCUUCUCCCUCGUUCUUUAGACACCCUCGCUCCUCAUUCCCCUCCUCCGCCUCCUCCGGCGCCCGAUCGGUGACAUGCUCUUCCAUAGUUAAAGAUCAAGAGAUCGUGAGACGUUCAGCGAAUUGGAAACCUAACAUGUGGGACUAUGGCUUUCUGCAAUCACUCAGUGUCGAUUGCACGGAGGAUAAUUAUACCGAACAAGUGCAAAGGUUCAAGGAAGACGUCGAGGGUCUAUUCGACAGGGAGAUGAACCAGGUGGCCAAGUUCGAGUUCAUUGACGCAGUUCAAAGACUAGGACUAGGAUACCAUUUCGAGAUGGAGAUCAAGAACGCUCUCAGCUCCAUCGAUAACGCCAUUGAAGAUGCUCAGGUUUUGAACGGUCUCUACACCGCUUCCCUGCGAUUCCGGCUACUCGGACAACAUGGAUACAAUGUACCGCAAGAUGUGUUCCGAAAAUUUAUGAACAAGACAGGCACGUUUGACGAAUCACUCAGUAUGGAUGUAAACGGGCUUCUCGGUCUUUAUGAAGCUUCUUUUCAUGGAUUGGAAGGUGAAACCAUACUUGAUGAAGCUAGGAACUUUGCUUCUAAGCAUCUGAAGGAUCUAAACCUCGACAAACUUCCCGCUAUACUAGCUAGCCACGUGAGUCAUGCAUUAGAUAUGCCGAUCCACUGGAGGCCAAACAGGUUGGAGGCUCGGUGGUUCAUGGACAUGUACGAGAAACAGCAAGACAUGAUCCCCUCUUUACUACGAUUGGCUAAAUUAGACUUCAAUUUAGUGCAAUCAGUCCAUAAGAAGGAAGUUAGCAAUAUGGCAAGGUGGUGGGUUGAUCUUGGCGCGAACAAGAUGACCUUCUUUAGGGACAGGCUAGUGGAACACUAUUUUUGGAACUGUGCAAUGGUUUUUGAACCUCAAUACACAACAUACAGAGAAAUGACAACCAAGCUUACCUGUAUGGUGACACUUAUCGAUGACGUUUAUGAUGUAUAUGGGACCCUGGAAGAACUUGAGCUCUUAACAAAUUUCAUCGUCAGGUGGGACAUCACAGACAUCGACAAGCUUCCUCCAAUAAUAAGAGACAGUUACAUGGCCUUGUACAAUACGACCAACGAAAUUGGGUAUUGGACGAUGAGAGAGCUAGGAAUCAACACCAUCCCUUACAUGCGAAAAGUGUGGGCGGAUGAAUGUGAGGCCUACAUAAAGGAGGCCCGUUGGUACAACAAGGGUAUUAAACCUACAAUGAAGGAGUACAUAAACAACGCGGUGGAUUCAAUCGGAGGGCUGAUUAUGCUGUUGGGCAGCUACUUCCUAACCACGGAUGAAUUGAUGGAAGAGGGACUUGACUACGUGUCGAACAUCCCGAGUGUCAUGCAUUGUUCUGCCAAGAUUCUUCGACUCAACAACGAUCUCAGCACAUCAUCGUAUGAAUUGGCACGAGGAGACAACUUCAAGGCGUUGGAAUGCUUCAUGAAUGAAACUAGCGCUUCAGAAGAGGCCGCGCGGGAACACAUCAGGCAUUUGGUGCACGAGACAUGGAAGCGGAUGAACAAAGGCAUGUUUGAGGACUACCCGUUUCCCGGGUUCGGCCCUUUCCUGGGUGCUUGUUUGAACUUGGCACGAGCCUCUCAAUGCUUUUACCAAUAUGGAGACGGACAUGGCCUUCCUGACCACGAAACCAAGAAGCAUCUUGUGUCGGCUUUAUUCGAACCCGUGCCCCUUGAUUAAGGAUGCAUUAUUGACCAAGGUCAUGCUUUUGGAAUGGAAGUCUAU